Messenger RNA from Schizosaccharomyces japonicus yFS275, 675 nucleotides. RefSeq names its product DNA-3-methyladenine glycosidase Mag2. Bases 1 to 675 code for a protein of 224 amino acids. Gene Ontology annotation, molecular function: damaged DNA binding; catalytic activity. The transcript has a single exon. The record is from RefSeq and is a predicted model, not a curated record. Gene Ontology annotation, biological process: DNA repair; base-excision repair, AP site formation; base-excision repair. Lineage: Eukaryota; Fungi; Ascomycota; Schizosaccharomycetes; Schizosaccharomycetales; Schizosaccharomycetaceae.
AUGCAUAACAACGUUGACCAGUUUCAUCCGUUAACGCAAGAAGAUCUUAUAAAAGGCGAAAAACAAAUAGCAAGUCUUGAUGAGCAACAUCAGGAACUUGUUCGCUGCGUUGGACAAUGCACACUAAAACCUCAGACGGCGAGAGAACCUUAUGAAGGUCUAAUCCAUGCCUUGACCUACCAGCGACUUUCGGACAGUGCUGGGGAUGCCAUAUUAGGUCGUUUGUGCCAACAUUUUCACAAGAAAUCAUUUCCGUCUGUGCAAGAGUUGUUAAGUCUUGAUACAGAGGAUUUGCGUUCAUUCGGAUUCUCACAUAGAAAAGGUGAAACAAUUUUGGAGCUGGCGAAUAUGGCAGCUGAUGGAAGCUUGCCAUCGCGUGAAGAGAUUUCACACAUGCCACUUGACAAAAUGAUUGGCAUUUUCACCAAAGUGAAGGGCAUUGGUGCAUGGACCGUAGAAAAGUACGCCAUAUUUACUUUGGGCAGGCCAAACGUUAUGCCAACAAUGGACAGAGAGAUACGUGAAAACGUACAGCUUCUCUAUCAUUUAGACCAUACACCUACAGAUGUUGAAAUGGAAGAACGCUCACGAGCUUAUGUUCCGUAUAAAACAGUAGCUUCAUGGUAUUUAUGGCGAGUACCCGAACUCAUUGUCGAGCGAAAUCAGAAAAUGUGA